This is a messenger RNA of Trichobilharzia szidati, 790 nucleotides long. Lineage: Eukaryota; Metazoa; Platyhelminthes; Trematoda; Strigeidida; Schistosomatidae. The record is from the annotation of a GenBank genome assembly.
AUGCGUUAUCUAUCUAUCUAUGGUCGUGAUUUCAUAACAAAAGUUGAAUUUAAAUUAGCGCUAAAAGAUUUACGUGUACCGUUCAAUAAUACACAAGUACAUAUUAUCUAUAAAUGGUUAGAUCCAGAAAAUACUGGUCUAGUUGAAUAUAGUACAUUGUAUGAAGCAUUUUGUCGUGCAUUGGCUAAAUAUUACACCGAUGAAGAUGAAGUGAAUACAAUGGAUUUAGAAGAUACAGAAAAAUGGAUUGUAAUGACAUUUAAAGCACCGACAUACGACCCACUGGAUAUGCCAACAUCAUUUGAACAAUUAAUUCAUCUCGGUUAUACAGGGAAUAUGUUACGUCAGUUGAUUCAUUUGAAAGUACCUCAACUGCCAUCGCAUACCUUAGUUCUAUUUACUGAUCCAGCACAUUAUAAUGAGACAAUAAUACAUUGUAAUCAAAAACUGUAUGAUUUCGAUUUUAUUGGUGGUUCAAAGAUUACACCGACUGAGGGGACUAUCUACUAUGAAUAUUCAGUUGGUUAUGUAGAUGCACCAUUGCUGUUAUGUAAUCGAGAAGUGAAUGAAAUCAAUCUAUUGUCUUACAUGGCUAAUCAACAAUUGCAAACAUCACAACAGGAUAUGGAGCAGCAAUCGAUUGAUAAUCAAAAUAUUGAUAAAAAAAGUAGAGCUGAACAGUCACGUGAAAGAUUUGAAUCAUACGCGACAAAUUAAAACAACAGAAAAAUACAUAUAUACAUGCAUAUAUGAUUACUGUUGAAUAUUGAACAUUGAUAGAUGAUUCAAA